Messenger RNA from Lontra canadensis (Northern American river otter), 4530 nucleotides. RefSeq names its product EF-hand calcium binding domain 3 (gene EFCAB3). The record is from RefSeq and is a predicted model, not a curated record. NCBI's taxonomy places the organism in Eukaryota, Metazoa, Chordata, Mammalia, Carnivora, Mustelidae. Gene Ontology annotation, molecular function: calcium ion binding. Bases 195 to 4391 code for a protein of 1398 amino acids. The transcript has 48 exons.
UUAAUGUCAAAGAUCUGAAAAAUAUUUUAGAAGAUAUUGGGAUAGAAUUCACACCUCAAGAAUACCUGGAACUGGUAAAAAGUCUUCCAGUUGAUGAUUAUGGAAAUGUAUAUAAAAAUAGAUUGCUAGAUGAAGUGAAAUCUUUCAAUCGUGGGAAGGUUGAUGUUAGUAACCUGGAAGAAAUUUUAGAAAACAUGAAAAUCAAGCUCCCAGAUGAGAAGAUUAAAGAUCUGUCACAAAACUUACCAACUGAUGCUUUUGGGAUGGCUGAUCUGCAUAAACUGCUAGAAGAAAUAAAGACAUUCACAGGAGGAAAAGUUGAACCCAAGGACAUACACAAAGCACUGAGAAACAUGGGGAUAGAGCUCACAGAUAGAGAGCUCUUGGGGCUGUUGAAAAUGUUGCCAGUUACAGCUGAUGGAAAGAUAGAGAAAAAUACAUUGCUCGAUUAUAUAAAAGCUUUUCCUGGUGGAAAGUGUCGCACCUCUAAAAUAGGAAGCGUCCUGGAAAACUUGGGUUAUGAGCUGGAGGAUGAGGAACUUGAGGACCUGCGGAACCGUCUGCCAGCUGAUGAUGAAAAGGUUAAACUGAAUACGCUCAUGAAAAAUGUAGAUCCAUUCAAAGGAAUCAAGAUUCAUGUUGAUGAAGUAGGUGAUUUUUUGAAAAAAUUAGGGAUAGAACUCACACCUACAGAAUGCUGGAAGCUGCUAAAAACUCUGCCAAUUACUUCUGAUGGAAAGGUUUAUCGCAGUCGGUUGCUAGAUGGUUUAAAGACUUUCCGAGGUGGGAAAAUUUUAGAGAAUAAAAUAGAAACCAUUCUGGAAAACUUGAACUAUGACCUUGAAAAGAAAGAAAUCCAAGAUCUAGUCAAUCAUCUGAAAAGGGACAAUAAUGGAAAGAUUGCACUGAACUCCUUUAUGGGUACAGCAAAUUUAUUUUCUGGUGGUAAAAUUAAUGCCAGUGACACACAACUUUAUCUGGAAAAUGUAGGGAUUGAAUUAACAAAGAAAGAAAGCCAGGAGCUGCUGAACAUAUUGCCAUUGGAUGAUAAUAAAAAGGUGUAUAAGAAUAGAUUGAUGGAUGGAGUGAAGACCUACAAAGGAGGAAAGGUUAAUGUCAAUAAACUAGACGAUGUUCUUGAAAACAUGGGAUUCUCACUUGAGGAGGAAGAAAUUGAGGAACUGUGCACUCACCUGCCAAUUGAUGGGGAGAGAAGAGUUAAACUGGAUAAACUUCUAGAUGAAGUGGGUGAACUUCUGGGGGAAGAAGUUAACUCUGAAGACCUGGAAAAUAUUCUGAGAAACAUAGGGUUAAGACUCAGGCUAAAGGAUAACCCUGUGUUGAUGAAGAGUUUGCCACUUGAUGCUGCUGGAAAACUGUAUAAGCAUAGAUUGCUGGAUGGCAUAAGGUCUCUCAAAGGAGUGGAGCUUAAUGUUAAUAAUUUGGGACCCUUCAUGGAAAGUAUGGGCUUUGACCUGGAAGAAGAGGAAUACCUUGACCUACUCAGCAAGCUGCCUGCUGAUGAUGAGGGGAAGAUUGACGUGAAUGUGGUAAUGGAUGAAGGAAAUCUUUUUACAGGUGAGAAGGUCGAUACUAGUAACCUGGAUAGUUUUCUGGGGAAAAUGGGGAUAACGCUCCCAGAAGAUAAAAGCCUGGACCUGCAAAACAAGCUUCCAGUCGAUAACAAAGGAAAGGUAUAUGUGAACAGAUUGAUGAAAGAGUUAGAGUCUCUUGAAGGGGUGAAGGUGUCUCCAAAUAAGGUGGACACUUUCUUGGAAAUCAUGGGACUUAAUCUCAAGGAAAAAGAAGUUCAGGAACUGAAGGACUGUCUACCACUUGACGAUAAUGGAAAGACUGACUUAAAUGUGUUGAUGGAUGAAGUUAAAAAUAUCACAGGAGAGAAGAUUCCUACUGAGGACCUGAAAAAUGUUCUGAAAGAUAUGGGAAUAAAGAUCACAAACAAGGAACAUAAAAAGCUUCUGAAAACUCUGCCAGUUUCUGCUGAUAAAAAGGUGUUUGAGAAAGAAUUACUGGAGGGAGUGAAAUCUUUCAAAGGAGGAAGGGUUAGUGUCGGUAACCUAAAAAAUGUUCUACAGAAUACCGGGUUCAGUCUUGAAGAAAACGAAAUCCAGGACCUGCAGAGCCACCUACCAGUUACUGAAGAUGAAAAGGUUGAUUUGGAUACAUUGAUGGAAGCUGCUAGUGCUUUUACAGGAGAAAAAGUUGAAGCCAAUGACUUAAAAAAUGUGCUGAGAAACAUGGGAAUUGAGAUUACUGAAAAAGAACAGUUGAUGCUGUCGAAAACUCUGCCAGUCUCUAGAGAUGGAAAGGUGUAUAAGAAGAGAUUACUGGAGAGUGUGAAGCCUCUCAAAGGGAAAAAAGUCAGUGUCAAGAACCUGAACACCAUUGUAAAGAACAUGGGGGUUCAGCUUAAGAAAGAGGACUAUCAGGACUUACUGAACCACCUGCCUAUUGAUGAGAAUAAAAUGGUUGAUUUGAAUGUGGUGAUGGAUGAUGCAAAAGCUUUUACAGGAGAGAAAGUUAAUAUCAAUAAUCUGAGCAAUGUGGUGAGGAAAAUGGGACUGGUACUCACUGAUGAGGAAAAGAAGCAGCUGAUGAAAACUCUGCCCAUUCAUGCUGAUGGAAAAAUAUAUAAAAACAGGUUGCUAAAAGGCGUGAAGGCCCUCAAUGGACCAAGGGUCAAAUUCAGAAAAGUGAAAUCCGUCUUGGAAAACAUGGGAAUUAAACUCAAGGAGGAUGACCUUGAGGAAAUAAUGACCCAAGUACCAACUGAUGGUGAUAGAACAGUUGGUCUGAAUGAUGUGAUGGAUGCUAUCAGUGGGUUCAGGGGAGAGGUGAUUGAUAUCCAGGACUUAGACAAAUUUCUAGUAAGUGAGGGGAUCGAGCUCACAGAAGAAGACAUGAAGGAGCUGAUGUCUCAUUUGACUGUUAAUGGAAAUGGGAAGGUUACAGUGGAUUCAAUAAUGGAGGGCCUAAAGAAGUUUAAACCAAAAGGGAUGGUGCCACUGCAUAAGUUGAUGAAAACUGAACAUGAUACUAAAGACAGAGUUAUUGGCCCCAUGGCAGUUUCUGACAUUAAAGCAAAACUUCAGCUGAAUCCUCUAACUAAAGUACCCAGCUCCCGUGGCAAGAGGGAUAAAGAUUUACCAGGAUCCCUUCCCUGCCAAAGCAAAGAAAAGAAGCUGAAUGCUUCACAAAUGCAAGCCUUCCAAGAUGCCUACAACUUCUUUAACAAGGAUAAAACUGGCUGUAUUGAUUUACAUGGAAUGAUGUGCACUUUAGCUAAGCUGGGAAUGAAUCUAACCAAGCGGGAUGUCUAUAAUGAAUUAAGAUGUGCUGAUAUUGAUCAAGACGGGAAGGUGAAUUUCUCAGAUUUCAUAAAAGUCCUAACAGAUACGAACCGCUUCCUGAAAGCUGUGGUUCCAGAAAAGGAGAAAUGUUUAGAUUUAGCCGGCAACCCAGGGAUCCUGUUGUUUGAAAUCCUAUCAAAGCUUGUAGACACUUCAGCUUUACCCAGAAGGGCUAUAAUGGAAAUAGUAAGCUAUUUCCAAAGAAAAUUCCAGGAUACCACAUUGGGAAUGCCGUGGAGUCCCUACACUGUGGGUUAUGGGAAAAGGAGAUUGAAGCCAGACAUCAGCACACCUCCAGCCUCAAGCACAGCUGCCUUUGCUAAUGCUGCCCGGAUCUCAAUAAUGAAAGAAAAGGAUUUACUUAAAUUUCUUGAAGAGAUCAAGAGGUGCAGUCCUCCUUCAGAUAGCCCAUAUUCCAAAAUACCCAUCUUUCCAUUGUUUCCUAAUGUGGAUGAGGUGGUGAUGGGAAAGCCAUUCAAAGACAUACAGAAAUUAGAAAUGCUAAGGAGAAGGGAGCCUCUGGAUUUCUUUGAGAACUAUUUUUUCCAUAAAAGAGACUGGAAGACACAGGCAGCAAAUAUAAAGCCUUUCGACCCAGUCUCAGGCUACCCAAAUGACAUCCUCGCCAUUGACCAACUACUCAAGAAGAAGCAGAACUGGACCGUGACCGACGCAGCCGCUAUUAAACAGCAUGUGAAGAGGGCUACAGAGGCCUAUAACUUGGGAAUUGCCCUUGAGCACCGGAAAGACAUGCUAAACCUCUGGCGGAAGAUCCGAGGAGAUCUGAUUGGAAUAAACACUAAAAAUGAGGCCUUUUAUGACACCUUUUCUACCUAUACAUGGUCCUGGAAUGUUUGCCAAGAAUUACUUUCGCGGAAGGACUUAAGGUUAUAUGAUGCCUACAUGAAUAGGAACACCUUCCACAACUCUGUAUCCUCUUCUUCCUCGGAUAUCAGUGAAUGUGACAUAGAGACAGGAAGAAAAAGAAAACGGAAAAGUUCCAGAGGGUUCCGACAAUGAAAUUUCUACAUUUUCUAAACAGCUCAUUACAAACUACUUUUUCAUAGAUAUCAUACUUAUGGUUUCUUGCUUUUGUCUAGUACAUUCUUAGCAGCUGGAAAUAUUGACAUCUUUUGAAUUCUGACCAGUAAAAAAAUUU